GUAACGUGAUUGUCCAUAUCACAUGCAGGUACAAGUAGUCUACAAGUCUAGAGGAGGACAUCUUCGGCGGUGCGCUUUCUGUUCACCACAUUGCUAUGGCGUCCAACGGAAUCGUUGCUGCUCUUAUCGCUCUCGCUUCGUGCGCAACGACGGCAGCGCAGAACGCAAGCAUCCUUGCUCCCGACCCUCUGCAAACUCCAUACCCUUACUACUUUCCUCCAAUAAAUAAUGCCGACACUUCAGAUCUAUUUCCAAUGCCGUCAUGUCAUGGUAUCACGUUGGAGGAGGCAACUAUUGACCAGCUGCAAGGCUAUUUGAGCGACGCAACCUUGACAUCAGCCCAGCUCCUGCGAUGCUAUGCAAAGAGGAUGUGGCAGGUCGACGAAUACAUCAACUCUGUGAUCGAGUUCAAUCCUGAUGCGGAUGAUAUCGCAGAGGCGCUCGAUGCUGAGCGGAGAGCAGGGCACGUGCGUGGGCCGUUGCACGGUAUCCCGUUUCUCGUCAAAGACAACAUCGCAACGAAAGAUCGAAUGGAGACGACUGCAGGCAGCUGGGCUUUGCUUGGGAGCGUUGUCCCCAGGGAUGCCCAUGUGGUCGCUAAGCUGCGACAAGCAGGAGCGUUGCUCAUGGGUAAGGCGACGCUGAGCGAGUGGGCGGACAUGCGAUCAAAUAACUACUCGGAAGGGUAUUCUGCUAGAGGCGGCCAAGCAAGGAGCCCGUAUAAUCUGACGCUGCAGCCCGGCGGGAGUAGCUCGGGCAGUGCGACGGCCGUGGCUGCUAACAUCGUUUCGUUCUCACUCGGGACGGAAACAGAUGGCAGUGUUAUUAGUCCUGCGGAACGGAAUGGCUUGGUGGGGUUCAAGCCGACGGUUGGCCUGACUUCAAGAGCAGGCGUGAUUCCUGAGAGCGAACAUCAGGAUACAGUCGGUACUUUUGGCAAAACAGUUCGUGAUGCUGCAUACGCUUUCGAUGCGAUAUACGGCGUUGACGAACGCGACAACUAUACGCUCGCGCAGCAAGGGAAGACGCCCACUGCCAAUGAGGGCUACAUCCAAUAUCUGGCUGACAAAGGUGCCCUGAAGAACGCCACCUUCGGGCUACCCUGGGCCAGCUUUUGGACGUACGCUGGCCCAGAGCAGCAGUCUGGCCUUCUCCAUCUCGUCUCGCUCAUUGAAUCGGCCGGUGCCACCAUCAUCAACAACACCGAGCUCCCCAACUACGCGACCACCGUCUCACCGGACGGCUGGAAUUGGGACUAUGGCACUACGCGCGGCUAUCCUAAUGAGUCUGAAUAUACAGUCGUCAAGGUCGAUUUCUACAACAACAUCAAGACCUAUCUCGCAGGGCUGGAUAACACCAACAUCCACAGCCUAGAAGAUAUCGUAGCGUACAACUACGCUAACGACGGCACAGAAGGCGGAAAUCCGUGGCCCCUCGGUAUCCCAGCCUUCUACUCCGGCCAGGACGGCUUCCUGGCCAGCCUAGAAUCCAAGGGUAUCCGCGACGAAACGUACUACCAGGCGCUAUCUUUCACGCAGCGCAGUACGCGCGAAGACGGCAUUGAUGCGGCGCUCGCAAACGGCGGGCGUCCGUUGGAUGCGCUGCUCGUACCGCCGGUUGUCGCACAGUCGUAUCAGAUUGCUGCACAGGCGGGGUACCCAGUGAUUACGAUUCCAGCGGGUGUGAGCGCUACGACUGGGAUGCCUUUUGGGCUUGCGUUGAUGGGAACGGCAUGGAGCGAGAGGAGUCUGUUGAGGUGGGCGAGUGCGAUUGAGGACUUGCAGUUGAGCAGUGGGACGGAGUGGAAGAGGCAGCGGCCGAGGUGGUAUGAGUAUUUGGCGAAGAAUGUGCCGGUAUUGUUCGAAUAGGAAUGUGGUCACUGUGCACAUACAUGGAUAGGAUACUUUUGAUAGCUACUUAUGGGGGCAAAUGAUUGCUAUGGAUUUGAACAUCGGCAGGGCUUA
Messenger RNA from Paraphaeosphaeria sporulosa, 1964 nucleotides. RefSeq names its product amidase signature enzyme. The record is from RefSeq and is a predicted model, not a curated record. The transcript has a single exon. Lineage: Eukaryota; Fungi; Ascomycota; Dothideomycetes; Pleosporales; Didymosphaeriaceae. The coding region runs from base 96 to 1868 and encodes 590 amino acids.